AUGGUUACAUAUGCUCCAGAUUAUAUCUGUGGAAAAGAUUCAAAGCCUGAAAUUCUUGAACAUCCAAAUGGAGAAACAAUGAUUUGUUGCAUGGAUAAAAGUGGAAAUGAACCAGAAUGCAUACCUUCAACGGAUCCUCCAACAGACCCUCCCACUGAUCCACCAACGGAACCUCCAACAGACUCACCAACAGAACCCCCUACUGAUCCACCAACAGAACCCCCUACUGAUCCACCAACGGAACCUCCAACAGAUCCACCUACAGAACCCCCUACUGAUCCACCAACAGAACCCCCUACUGAUCCACCAACAGAACCCCCUACUGAUCCACCAACGGAACCUCCAACAGAUCCACCAACAGAACCCCCUACUGAUCCACCAACUGAUCCACCUACUGACCCUCCAACAGAUCCACCAACAGAACCUCCAACAGAUCCCCCUACCAAUCCUCCUUGUACAAAUUAUCCUGGAAGUGACGAAUUCGAAAAAGCUGUUGAUGAUUUAAAGAAAUUAAGAGAUGAUCUUCAAUCUGCUGGAUCAUCCACAUCUGAAAUUGACAGUGAAAUUGAUCUGAUUCAAGAUGCCAUCGAUGAACUUGUUAAUUAUUUGAAUAAUAAUUGUGACAGUUUAGAUAUCAAUUUUGUGAGUGAAAGAAUCUCAUACAUCAAAACAAAAUUGAUAGAUUUACAAUUUGAUGUCGAAGCAUUCACAGAUGAUUUAGAAGCAAACUUUUCAUGUGGUGGCAAGGAUUGUGGAAUGAAUCCAAACAUUUAUUUGCGUGUUACAGAUUGUGCUUGUGUAUGUCGAUUGAAUUGCCAAACUUCCCAAGGAGAAAUAUUCUAUUGGAACAAAUGUACUUGUGCUCAAUUUCAAGAAGGAACAGUCGUUUAUGAAUGGAGAGAUACUAUUAAUAAUCUCAUUGACAAGAUUUCUGUUAUCACAAGUGAAUCUGAAGUUGUGAAAUCUAAACUCAUUACACUUUAUGAACUUUAUGAUGAUGCAGAAGCAGUUAGACAGGAUAUGCAGCGCAAUUUCGAAGAUCUUGAUAAGGAUGAAUUGAAACAACGAAUUGAAGAAAUCACAAAACGAAUCGAUGAAAUUACAACAGAAGUCAAUACUUACAUUACCUCAGAACAAGUUUGUGCAGGAAGCGAUUGUCUCGAAAACUACACUCCAGUGAAAGAAGCUUGUGAAUGUUAUACAUCUGUAAAAGUUGAAAAAUAUUUUGAAAUCUUAACUAGAUUCAAUAUUCUUGACAAGGAAAUCUUCAGUUAUGAUGGUAAAGAUGUUGAUAAUGAAAUCGAUGGAUUCAAAGAAAGAGCUAUGGCGAUUAGAGAUCUGUUUGAAACACUGUUCAAUUACUUCUAUAAUAACAGUCAAGCACCUGAUGAUGCUGCAAUUGAUGCGAUAAUUCAAGAAAUCACUGAAAAGGUGGAACAACUCGAAAACGAUUUUGCUGAUUUUUACGACAAGAAUAAUCCAUCAAGUGAAUGUAAAUUGGAAGGUCCAUGCGAAAGCAACGAAGUUCUCAAUAAGGCCAGAAGUAUUUGCGCAUGUAUUCCAGUAGAAAACUAUGAAAUGCUUCCAGAUAUUGAGAAUGACUUGGAAAGACUAAGAACUGACAUAAAUGCCCUUGAGGUAUCUCAAGACAAAAAGGAUAUUCUUCUUGAAAACUUAGACAGGUUAGAACAAGGAAUACCGGACUUGCAUAAUUAUGUUGACGAGUUCUCUAAAAAUCUGGAUAUGACCUUUGUGCAAGGAAGAACAGAUCAACUUGUUGGAUGGUAUGCGAAACUUAACUCUGAUGUUGCUGCAGCUCAAGGAGAUAACACAGUCGAAAUAUGUGAUGCAUCAUGCCCUAAUGCCAGAUGGAAUUAUGAUGCCGAAGCCUGUUCUUGUACAUGUGACGUUCAAUUUUGCUUUGAAAGUGAAGAAGUCGUUGACCCUUGGGGUUGUCAAUGUGUGGAAAAAACUGAUUGCCUUAAGACUUCAGAUUCAUGCGGCGAUGGCGAUAUAUUGGAUUAUGCAAUGUGUGAAUGCAAACCAGCGCCUUAAAUCAAUCUUUGAUAACAUAAAUAAAAGUUGGAUAGAUUUAAUUUGGGAAUUAUUUUAAUGUUUAUUUCAUAAGUAAAAUUAGCAAAUAAAAUCUAAAGUUAAAGCACAACUUAAAUAAGAAUGUUUCAAUUGAACCAAAAAUUUAAUAAAUAUUGAGCUUCAACUGAAAAA
Molecule: messenger RNA, 2226 nt
Organism: Clunio marinus
Lineage: Eukaryota; Metazoa; Arthropoda; Insecta; Diptera; Chironomidae
Source: the annotation of a GenBank genome assembly